This is a messenger RNA of Ziziphus jujuba (common jujube), 987 nucleotides long. RefSeq lists its product as uncharacterized. The coding region runs from base 1 to 987 and encodes 328 amino acids. The transcript is spliced from 3 exons. The record is from RefSeq and is a predicted model, not a curated record. Lineage: Eukaryota; Viridiplantae; Streptophyta; Magnoliopsida; Rosales; Rhamnaceae.
AUGCCAUCUACUAAACUAUCCAAACUGAUUCUUGAUGACUCUGAUGAUGAAGAGGAGGAGGAGAUGGAAAUAGCUUUGAUAGGUGAGUUGCUUACUAAAAGAAGGACUGUACGACAUCAAAGUUCAAUUCCAAGUCAUGCAUACACAUGGCGUGAUAGAAUUCAAGAAAACCAAGACCCAUACUUUGUCCAAAAAAGAGAUGCUGCUGGAAUCCUUGGUUUGUCUUCUCUCCAAAAGAUCAUUGCUACCAUGCGGAUGCUUGCCUAUGGAGUUACAUCAGAUUUUGUUAAUGAAUAUGUACGAAUUGGCGAAGGCACUGCAAUUGAAAGCUUAAAAAGAUUUGUUAAGAUGAUUAUUUCAAUUUUCGUAGAGAAGUAUAUGAGAUCACCAAACAAAGAUGACAUUGUUAGAUUGUUAAAAGAAAAUGAAGCACAUGGAUUUCCUAGAAUGUUAGGGAGCAUUGAGUUCACAGAUCUUGCUGAAGGACGUGCUCCUCCAGCUAAUUACUCUAUUAAUGGUCAUGAUUAUACAAUGGGUUACUACCUUGCUAAUGGUAUAUAUCCUCCAUGGUCAACAUUUGUGAAAACAAUUCCAUUUCCAAAAGAUAACAAACACAAACAGUUUGCAGCAGCUCAUAAGUCGGCAAGAAAGCAUGUGGAGCAAGCAUUUAGAGUGUUGCAAUCCCGAUUUGCAAUUGUUCAUGGGCUAGCACAUUUUUGGCAUCGUGAAACUUUAAAAGAUAUCAUGAAAGCUUGCAUCAUACUACAUAAUAUGAUUGUUGAAGAUGAACAACAUGAUAUAUAUUUGGAUUAUUAUUAUGAUGCACUUGAUGCCACUCUAACUAUAUCUGUUUCACAUGAGCCUACAAUAGAACUUCUAAAUUUUAUUCAACGUCAUCAUCUUAUCAGGGAUAGAAAUAUUCAUUCUCAACUGCAACAAGAUCUUAUUGAGCACAUAUGGAAAUUACAUGAGACUCAUAAUAUGUAA